Messenger RNA from Cottoperca gobio, 3656 nucleotides. It is a transcript of the gene ankrd13c, whose product is annotated as ankyrin repeat domain 13C. The record is from RefSeq and is a predicted model, not a curated record. Gene Ontology annotation, molecular function: signaling receptor binding. Bases 321 to 1898 code for a protein of 525 amino acids. The transcript has 13 exons. Gene Ontology annotation, cellular component: cytoplasm. Lineage: Eukaryota; Metazoa; Chordata; Actinopteri; Perciformes; Bovichtidae. Gene Ontology annotation, biological process: protein retention in ER lumen.
ACGAGGCGGAAGACAUCAGCCGAAUCUUCCGUACUAGUCAACUGGAGGCGCUUAUGUUGUGCAUCCACCAGCAUCAGUUUUGAACGAUAGAAGGAGAGUGAGGUGUCUGUUUUUUUAUAGUAAACCGGUGAACUAUAGCCGCUACUUGUUCGUCUUCGAACAAACUGUCGUUUUUGCCUGUUGGAGGAUUAAAUGUGUUUUCAUGUUGUGCAGUUUACUGUGUCUGAGUAAAGACCUCCAACUGGCGGAUCGCAUCAGUUCACCAGGAGGGUCAUCGUCAGCAGCGACGACACCCUCUGCUCCGUAAACUGUUCAGAAAAAUGACCGGAGAGAAGAUCCGCUCCCUGCGUAAGGAUCACAGGCCGAGCAAAGACGAGGAUUUACUGGAGCCGGACGAAGAGGCUGCAACCGGGACGUUCACGGCAUCCAAGACGAACAGCAAGAGCAGAGCGAGUAAAAUCUUCAGCAAUCACAAGUUAAUCAAGUCUUCAUCCACACAACAGCAACAGCAGAACCAACAGUCGCAGGUUAAUGCUAACGCCAACACGCUGUCAACAUCCGAUGUCAUCGAUGACAACAACAAAAACCCCAUUAUCCGAACCGGGCAGGACUUCCCGGUGCAUGAAUGUGUGUUUAAAGGAGAUGUCCGACGCCUGUCUUCACUCAUACGGACACAGAAUAUCUCCCAGAAAGACGUCCAUGGAAACACACCGCUGCAUCUUGCCGUCAUGAUGGGGCACAAAGAGUGUGCACACCUGCUGCUGGCCCACAAUGCACCAGUGAAGGUGAAGAACGCUCAGGGAUGGAGCCCCCUUGCUGAGGCCAUCAGCUACGGAGAUCGACAAAUGAUCACAGCGCUGCUGAGGAAGCUGAAGCAGCAGUCCAGAGAGACUGUGGAGGACAAGAGGCCCAAACUACUGAAAGCCCUGAAAGAACUCGGAGACUUUUACUUGGAGCUACACUGGGACUUCCAAAGUUGGGUGCCUUUGCUCUCCAGAAUCCUGCCUUCAGAUGCAUGUAAGAUCUACAAGCAGGGCCUCAACAUCAGACUGGACACUACCUUGAUAGACUUCACAGACAUGAAGUGUCAGCGUGGGGACCUCAGUUUCAUCUUCAACGGCAAUGCCAUCCCCGCCGAGUCUUUUGUUGUGCUGGACAACGAACAGAAAGUCUACCAGCGGAUACAUCAUGAGGAGUCGGAGAUGGAGACAGAGGAGGAAGUGGACAUUCUGAUGAGCAGCGACGUGUACUCCGCCACUCUCUCCACCAAGUCCAUCACCUUCUCCAGGGCGCAGACCGGCUGGCUGUUCAGAGAGGACAAGACGGAGCGUGUGGGAAACUUUCUGGCAGAUUUCUACUCUGUGAACGGUCUGGUGCUCGAAUCCAGGAAGAGACGGGAACAUCUGAGCGAGGAGGACAUCUUGAGGAACAAAGCCAUCAUGGAGAGCCUGAGCAAAGGAGGGAAUCUCAUCGAGCAGAACUUUGAGCCGGCGAGGAGACAAUCUCUAACUGCCCCUUCACCCAACACUAUAUCCUGGGAAGAAUACAUCACUGCUGACAAUGGAAAAGCUCCUCAUCUGGGAAGAGAGCUGGUCUGCAAAGAGAGCAAGAAAAACUUCAAAGCCACGAUAGCCAUGAGUCAAGAAUUCCCUCUGGGCAUCGAAUCGUUAUUGAAUGUUCUGGAGGUGAUCGCACCCUUCAAGCACUUUAAUAAGCUCAGGGAGUUUGUUCAGAUGAAGCUCCCCCCUGGCUUUCCUGUCAAACUGGACAUCCCCGUCUUUCCUACGAUCACAGCCACCGUCACGUUUCAGGAGUUUCGCUAUGAUGAGUUUGAUCAGUCCAUUUUUACCAUUCCCAACGACUAUAAAGAAGACCCUAGCCGCUUCCCCGACCUUUAACCUCUCAAGCUGGAACAGGAAACAAUCGUGCGAAAAGGGAACAUUACUACAAAACAUACUUUUUCAAUUACAAAACGGGGAUUAUGGAUUUCCAUCGCAGAACCCAACGCUGAACACAAACGGCAACAAGACGACCAGAGUUUGACAUCCAGGACGUCAUCAGAGCUGCUGGAAGCCCGCCGUGGCGGAGAGGUCGACAUCUCCUCGUAUUAACAAAGUGUUUUUAAGCUCAGUGUUGCAGGUUUUUAUUCUCACCUUUUUUAGAUUUUUGUUGAAUCAGCGGCCGAGGCAGGAAGUGCAACUAACCUGGAGCUGAGAGUCAUCAGUGAGAGGGCAUUGAAGUUAAAAUGAGUUUUCCGUAUACGGGGUACAAGUAAAGUUCAGUUGAUGCUAUGUAUUUAAGUAUAUAAGCAAUGUUUAUAAAGGGAAUGUGUUUAACUGACCUGUAGUGAAGCGCUGAUAUAGUGUGACACGUUGGGGAGAAACUCCACCAAUUCUACAAUGAAAAUCAAUUUUGGAAAAUGUUAAGGGAAUUGGCAUCUUUUGUAGGUUGAAAACCUAAGAAUCCGUUUUUGUGUGUGUGUGUGUGUGUGUGUGUGUGUGUUGUGUGUUUGUGUGGGAGAGAGGGAGAGAUGGGCAUGGAGUAGCAUCACUGAACUUUCGGGCACUAUUUAGAAUCCACUACAUUCAGUUGAGUUCAUAAAUACUUAUUUUGUGAUACUCGACCUUUAACCCUGCAUUUGAAUUAUUAUUGUUUCAUCGAGUAAAUGCUGCAAUUUUUAUGGUACCACAAAGUUUUCUCUUAGUUUGUUGGAGUGGCAGCAUGUGUAAGUAAUUAUGUCUAAGCCUUGUGUUUCUUACUACACCUUUGUAAACUAUGUAACUAACUGUACAAUCGUGCUAAAAAAGAGAGAGAGCUGGGGAUUGUAUAGUAAGUAGAUAUUAGGGAAUGAAUGACGUUCAUGCCAUUUUUACACCAUAACAAGAACCAAACGUUUCCCCUGCACAUUAUGUAAAUACAUGUUUCAUGGGUUUUGGUUUUUUUUAUGUUCUCUUUUCUUAUUCUUUGUGUUGGUGAGUUUAAGAUGUCCUCUGCAGGAAGAGUUGUGUGGUGUUUUUUUUAUGUAGCGUUACAAGUUAAUUGAGGGUUUGUUGAUUUGUAACAUGGUGGCAGUUGCUAUUUUUGUACAUACUUGUAAUGUUUUAAAGGAACAAUGAAUCUUCUUAAUUCUUCUUCUUCUUCUGUCAUUAUUUCACCUCCAACUAUAUCUGACAAACCUUAUGAACCUCCUCCAGAUGUGUUACACAGACAAUCUUCACCACAGGGUGAAAAGCUCAAAGCAACAAACUUCCUCUGGAAAUGAACUUGACUGGAGGCUGGAAAAGUUAAACUCUUGGUUCAUGAGCUCUUAAAAUGUGUUUAUUAAAAACAGAUGUUGUGCUCAUGUUUGUUUAACUCUCCUGCUCCUGGAGUUUAAAGUUAAGGUGUUAUAUUCAGUAUCACUAUAACCAAAUACAGUACAUUUAAUUUUUCACAUAGCUUUGUACAGACAGGUGCAUCUAACGUUAUUGGAAGUGCGCCUCGUCACUGACAACACUUCAUCUCAUCCUCCUUCCUGUCAGCAGCUGCUUGAAUUUUCCAUGUAAUGAGGGAAUUCCUCAUUCUACAUGUCCGUUGCACGGCAAAAACUGUACAAGUCUGCAACACUAUUUUCAUAUGAAAUGUACUAAAAAAUAAAAAUUACACAUAACUCAAGA